Messenger RNA from Spodoptera litura, 541 nucleotides. RefSeq lists its product as uncharacterized. The record is from RefSeq and is a predicted model, not a curated record. NCBI's taxonomy places the organism in Eukaryota, Metazoa, Arthropoda, Insecta, Lepidoptera, Noctuidae.
AUGACGAAGUGACAUACCAAAUAAAUUAAAAAUAAUUUUGAAUACUUUAUAGUGAAAACUGCAAAGGAUUUUUGAUAUUAAAAAUCGUUAUGCUGUGUCCUGAAGCUUAUCUAGUGCAAAACGAGACCAUUCCUAAAGAAGAUGAUGAAACGUGCAUGAAGAAAAGUAAAAAGAUACCUGCUGAAGGUUCAGGAAGCUUAGAAUUAAACUCUUAUAAAAAUCCCAAAACUUGGAAGAAGUCUAUAUCCAAUUUCUUUCGCAAUCAGCUUCGUCCAACUAAAUCUAAUGACGGCGAUCGGCCGUCUGGAAGUAAAGAAAAUUUUGAAGAUAAAGAAAUGAGUCCAGAACAAAAAUGGCAGUCUUUAGGGAAAAUAUUUAGACGUCAAAGUUUUGAACACUGGAACAAGUCGUCAAAUCAGCAAGGGGAAUGUUCAUCUCAGAACAAACGUAUUGCUGUUAAAAAAGUAUUGUCUAGCUACUUUGGUAAAAUCAAAUCUGCUACUGGUGGUACUAAUGAUAAAUGAAAUUAUGAGUAAAUAAA